GCUCUCUUUUACCCUAAACGCAUAAACGCACUACGCACAUGCCACAGUUUCCUACAUAAACCUCACACCUCACCACUCUUUUGUUCCAUCCUUCUCCACUCUUCAUUUCUCAUUGUCCUCCAUUUCAUCACUCAAUGCUUCAUAAAGAUCUCUUCUUUUAAUCCGCCCCUUUUUUCUCUUGAGGUUUUUUUUUUCUUUGUUUCUUUUCCCAAAUGGAAGAUGAGAACUUUGACCCUGCAACCUCAAGCCUUCUGUGUCUGGAAAACAAUAACACAUGCUUUGAUGAUUUUGAAUGUAGUGCCGCAGAUGGGUACCACAAAAAACUUAACUUUAACGAUGAUGGAUCGGAACCAUUCGUGGGGUUUCUGGUGCUGAGUGAUGAAACUUUUGGGGUUAUGGUUGAGAAGGAGAUAGAGUUUUUGCCCACUGAUGAUUACCUCAGGAGGAUCCUUGGUGGGGAUUUGGACUUUGGUGUUAGGAGGGAUGCUCUUGAUUGGAUUUGUAAGGCUCAUGCUUAUUAUGGUUUUGGACCCAGUUGCUUUUGUCUAUCUGUGAACUACUUGGAUCGGUUCCUAUCAGUACGUGAUAUUCCAAGAGACAAAAGAAAUUGGGCUGUGCAGUUGUUAGCUUUAGCUUGUUUAUCAAUUGCAGCUAAGAUGGAAGAGACUAAAAUGCCCCAUGUUAUAGAUAUGCAGGAUGACGAAACAACAGCUGUGUUUGAUGCUAAAACUAUUCAAAGAAUGGAACUGAUGAUAUUAACCACACUGAGUUGGAAAAUGCAAGCCUUAACUCCGUGUUCCUUUAUGGACUACUUCCUUGGCAAGAUCACUCGUGAGCAGCAUCUGGCAAAGUCAUUGGUUUUGAGAUCAAUGGAGCUCAUAGUUCAAAUUAUCAGAUAUGUUGAAUUCUUGGAGUUUCGGCCGUCUGAUAUUGCCGCAGCAGUUGCGAUUUCUGUGUUGAGGGAAUCACAAGGAAUAGAUAUUGAUAAAGCCUUGAAUUGUUUUGUCAUCGCGCGGAAGGACAGAGUCUUGAAGUGCAUUGAACUGAUCAGAGACUUAGCCUUGACAAAAAUUCCGGCUAAUUCGAAUGGCAACUUAGCUCCAUUAGCACCGCAAAGCCCCCUCGGGGUGCUCGAUGCGACAUGCUUGAGCUAUAGAAGUGAGGAAUCAACAACAGUUGGUGGUUCAUUCACAGAUUCCUUCCAAUAUAGUCCAAGAGCUAAGAGGUGUAGAUCAGAAAAUGGACCUUCUAAUGAGAAUUUCAGGUCAUGAAAUGUGAACUUUCCUCCUUCACCAAGGUUCCAUUUGGGUUUGGUUGAAUGAGAGUUUUAGUGUGGUCUAUGUAGGCCAUAUUGGUAACACACUCAAUGAAAGUGUGCCUUUAUGAAUGAAUAAAGAUGAGAAAUUUAAGCAGUCUCACGCGUAUAGCAUGAGUUGCUAAGUUGUUUAUAGUCAGAGGAAUACACAAACCAGCUGCAAAUGUUGCGGAGAAUGUGGAUCGGAGAGGAAAUUUUGAUGCAAACAAUGAUAGGUAUAUUUGGACAGAAAACCCAUAUUUUUUUUCCUUUUAUUUUUCAUAAUUAUGUCCGAACUUUUCAUUUAAUGGAAAAGAGAAUGAAACAUAAACUGAAAUUCUUUUCA
This is a messenger RNA of Arachis duranensis, 1640 nucleotides long. Its product is annotated as cyclin-D2-1. Gene Ontology annotation, molecular function: cyclin-dependent protein serine/threonine kinase regulator activity. Gene Ontology annotation, biological process: regulation of cyclin-dependent protein serine/threonine kinase activity; mitotic cell cycle phase transition. Lineage: Eukaryota; Viridiplantae; Streptophyta; Magnoliopsida; Fabales; Fabaceae. The transcript has 6 exons. Gene Ontology annotation, cellular component: cyclin-dependent protein kinase holoenzyme complex; cytoplasm; nucleus. The record is from RefSeq and is a predicted model, not a curated record. Bases 213 to 1271 code for a protein of 352 amino acids.